AUGGCCGACCACGACCAAGACCACGACCCCAACGACAAGCGAUCGGCCUCGCGCACGCGCAACUCGCGUCCCACGACCCCGAUGCGCCCGACGACGCCCCUGCGCCCCUCCUCACGCUCCUCCUUCCGCGAGUCCGCCCGUGACAGCGUGCACGGUGGCGAGUCGUUUCCCCUCAACACCUUCGAGCCAGCCUUCGCCGAGCUCUCGGACGCCGUCGCCGACCUCGAGGCCAAUAUGAUGCACUUCCAGUUGAUGCACGAGAGCCUGGCCCGCUUCAGCGAGUCGUUUGCGAGCUUCCUGUAUGGCCUCAACAUGAACGCUUUCUGCGUCGACUUUCAGGAGGGUCCUGUUGCGGAGUCUUUCCGGCGCGCAAAGCAGCAGGAAGAAUCCAAUGUACACGCGGGGACAGGUACGCACUUCAGACGUCACAACACAACGGCAUCUUCGCGAAGACUAACGCUGGGCUUCUUAGGAAUUCCUCGCGCACCAGAGAAGCCAGGUCCCGAGAAUGACGGCGAAACAACUUUCAUGACUACGGACGUUUCGUUCAUCGAAAACCCUCCCGCCUCCUCCAAGCCGACCCCGAGAUACAAGACCCCUACCACCAGAGGUUCCCGCGUCCCGGCCCCCGCCACCCGCGGUACGACAACGCGGGGCCGUGCAGGAGGUCGCGGAGGCACCGAGACGCAGAGAGGCCGGGGUGGUGGACUCGUCCGGCCCCGUGGCCGUGGCAUUCGGUGA
Molecule: messenger RNA, 741 nt
Organism: Colletotrichum spaethianum
Lineage: Eukaryota; Fungi; Ascomycota; Sordariomycetes; Glomerellales; Glomerellaceae
Product: DASH complex subunit DAM1
Exons: 3
Coding region: 1-741 (246 amino acids)
Biological process (GO): mitotic sister chromatid biorientation
Cellular component (GO): mitotic spindle pole body; mitotic spindle; mitotic spindle polar microtubule
Source: RefSeq, a predicted model, not a curated record